This is a messenger RNA of Sinocyclocheilus rhinocerous, 16480 nucleotides long. RefSeq names its product polycystin-1-like. Gene Ontology annotation, cellular component: plasma membrane. The transcript is spliced from 47 exons. Gene Ontology annotation, biological process: calcium ion transport. The record is from RefSeq and is a predicted model, not a curated record. Gene Ontology annotation, molecular function: monoatomic cation channel activity; protein binding. NCBI's taxonomy places the organism in Eukaryota, Metazoa, Chordata, Actinopteri, Cypriniformes, Cyprinidae. Bases 307 to 13926 code for a protein of 4539 amino acids.
GAUAAUCAGUAGCUGGUGUUGUGCAUCCAGUGGAGAGCAGCGGCACUGCAGGAUGGGAGCACGAGAGGAAGUUCUUCAGGAACUUCUGGCAGAGCAGAAUCCAGAGUUUUUUCCCCUCCUCUGGAGAAGAAGUGAAUCCAGUUCCGUUAACGGAGGAAUAGAGGGGGGACGUCAGCGAACUUGGGGGGGGAAACGCGAUUUGUACGCCGUUUCUCUUAUGGAAAAACUGGGAAAAGAGUGAACUUUCCUCAACGCGCCCCGAGGAAAACUUCACCGACAGAAGGGGCGAUGAGAUGCGAAUGAGCUAUGCCUUGUAGAAAUGGACAGAUUGCGUUUAAGCGAAAACAUGGCGUCUGCCUCCCAAAGUUUGGAUUAUUUUCCAGUCUGCUCUUUGCGCUCUGCUGCCUGGAGGCGCGCUCGGGCGUCGCGGCAGACGGGAGAGCCUGCAGCCCGUGUCCGGGUAACUGCUCUUGCUCCGCGGUGGGACCGCAAAACUCGUGCGUGGUUAAUUGUUCCAGCAUCGGGCUGGAUCAGGCCCCAGCGGCGUCAGACCUACCGACCGACACGCACACUCUAGAUCUGUCAAGAAACCACAUUCCCUCAGUGGAUUCCAGCCUCUUUGAUCACCUCACCGCCCUCAAGGAGCUGUAUCUUCAGAGCAAUCGUCUGGUCACUCUUCCUCGUGGGAUCUUCGACUGUGGGCCGUUAGCUGUGCUAGAUUUGAGCAACAACCAGAUCACCACCAUCGAGGAACGAACGUGUGAUAAUUUAUUUAAUUUAACUACGAUAGAUCUGAGCUUUAACCCGUUCGUCUGCGACUGUAAGCUGGUGCGCUUGGUGAGCUGGCUGCAGGAUCAGGGCGUUCGAGUGAAGCGACCCAACUCUAUGCUCUGUGACCGGCCGCCCGAGGUGAAAAACCAGCCGCUGCUCAACGUCAGUGUGCACACCUGCGGCCUGACGUACGCGGGCUGUCUGCAGGACGAGGAGCAUGCUGCAGGCGUGGAGCUGGUCAUCUUCUCCUCUUCCACUCCCGGCCCGUUCUCGCGUGAGGAAUGCAACUCCAAAUGCUUCCAUGAGAACCAGCGCUACGGCGGUCUGGGUCAGCAGAGAGAGUGUCUGUGCAGCACCAACUCCGAGCCCAACCACAUCAGCGAGUCCCAGUGUUCGGCCGCGUGCUCGGACCCGCUGGUCAUGAAGGAGUGCCUCUGGACUGUGGCGCAGGACGUGUUUCAGGUGAAUUUCUCCGCCUCUCUUCCUUCUCGCCGUGUGUCCGUUCAUUCAGAGGCUGUCCUGUCUGUCGCCUCGUCCGUCUUCCCUGCCUCUUUCUCAUGGGACUUCGGUGACCUUUCGCCCCGGGUCAACACCUCUACGCCCAACACAACGGCGAGGCAUAAGUACGGUGUCCCGGGACGGUACCAGGCUCAGGUGAGUCUCUCAGCGGGUCACCAGGAGAUCGUGGCGCAGGGGAACGUGAGCGUGGAACUGCCCCCUCGACUCGAGCUCCACUGCCCCGAACUCAUAGUGGCCAAUCAGAGCCUGGAGGAGGUGGUUUCUCUGGUCAACUGGGGCGGAGUGGGCGUAAACGUGGACUGGAGGAUCAGGAAGGAUGGGAGAGAGAUAGCAAGAGCGGAGCCGCUGUGUUUGCCAGAUGCGAUCCAUCACGCUGACUCAUCCCGCUGUUUCCUGUUGGUGUCGGAGGAAGUCAGCUGGUCAGAUGCUCGGCGGAAUUGUUCAGCCCGUGGGGGGGAGCUCGCCGUGGUGCAUUCCCAAACCGUCCGGGACCUUCUGGCCCCUCGAAUCACACAGGAGCGUGGAGUGUGGUUGGGAUUGAGCGAUCAGUACUCUCCCCGUGUCCUGCGCUGGGUGGACGGUUCGGAGGUCCUGACGGGGGAGGAGGGCACGAGGGACCGGGCCACGCUGCAGCCUGGAAAUGUGUGUGUGUCACUGGACGGCAGCGGGCAGCCCAGCUCCCACUCCUGCACCGCCAGACGAGCGUUUGUCUGCCAGUUCUCACGCCACGUGCGUGUUCCUGAUGCCGCUGUGUGUGCGGUGGGCACCGCUGUGUUUCACUCCCACAGUCCUCUGAGCAGCCCCACAGCGACACACUCCUCUGUGCCCAACACACCCGCCGGGAGCGUCGAGGCGCCUGGACUGAGCUUUCUGAGCGCGGGGCGUCUGUCGUCUCUGGAGCUGAUCACACAGUCUCUGAGCGCAAACACUCAGCUGCGCUUUCAGGUGUACCGACCGCACUGCCAGAGACUCACACACAAGCUGCUGCCAGGUUGCGGUGACCUCUGCGCCCCCAUCACUGUCUGUCAGGCCCUGGAUGAGUGGAUCAACGACACCUCCGUCCCACCAGCAGCCACAGCGUGUCCAGCGGGACGUCAGUACUGUCCGUAUGCUGAGCGCUGUCUGCCCUUGGCCAGCUCGUGUCAUCCCGGGGCUUGUGUGAACUGUUCUGGGGUCAGUCCUCUGCCUGCGGGCACACAGUACCCAGAUUACAGACUCAUCGAGGAGGUGCUGAUCUCCCUACCGGCCGGACCGCCAUCCAGCAUCCUGGUCCAGGAGGACAUAGAGGACCUGUUAGUUUCCCCUGGUGACUUCAUCGCCCUGCAGCACGACGCCGGACCGUCAGGGCUCCUCCAGUGCUCCUCUGACCCCUCGUCGCCAUGGAAACAGAGCGUGCUCAUCCAGAACCGCUCCGAUUGGUGGGACGCAAACGAGACGCUGCAGGUGGAUGCGGAGGGCGGCUGGGAGGAGGGUGUUGUUUACCAGGUGAGGGUGCUGUACGUGGGGCAGAACAGCACCGCGCUGCAGGGUCCCUUCCUCCACUCUGGCCUCCCUCAGCUUGGCGACUACACUUUGGAAGUGACAUCCAGCGAUGAGGAUUUUCCUGUCACCGCAUCCUGUCCCAUCCACGUCGUUCCACCUCUGGGCCCAGCCGUGAUCUACCCCACCAAUCACAACGGGACGGUGUACUUCCUGCCCAAUCAGACGUGGAUUCUCGUCACGGUCCGCUCGCAGCACGAUGCUCUGAUUGGCCAGCAAGGCAGCAAUGAGACCGUUCCCUUUCACAACGCCUGUCCCGAGAACCUGGUGGCGAAAGUGGCCGAAUGCAGGCAGCCCGACCCGUACAACGACACCAUGUUUGCGUGGUUUGACCUCCAGCUCGGGUCCACACCGGAACAGACCAACGUGCUGUUUCUUGUCCAGAACAACGUUACCAAAGCAUCGCUACAAAUUCAGGCGAGGGUGCAAGAACCUCUCCGGGGGCUCGUAAUCAAACCCCAUCCUGCUCACAGAGUCCUCAUGGAGUCCGUAGUGAGUUACAUAGCCUCUGUGGAGGGUGGUACGGACCCGUCGUUCAAAUGGACAGUGGAUGAUAAACCAUACUUCACGUACUACAACAGCAUGUUAAAUAUCAUCUACCAGAACGCAGCAGUGUACAAACUCACGGUAAUGGCUAUGAACCAGGUUAGCAUGCUGACAGAGCACUUCACUGUCACAGUAGACCGCAUGAACCCGAUGACUGAGCCGACGGUCCACGGAGUCCCCAAAAUCGUGCAGCAGGGUUUGCCCCUGAACCUGUCUGCGUCGGUGAAGAUAGACAUGGCGGUGGAUGUCACCUUCUGGUGGUGGUUUGGAGAUGGAGGGAACCGUACACAUCAGAUUAAGCCCCCUUACAAUAACCCCUCUAGUAACCAGGUGGUGAUUCGUGAUGAUGUGGAAUACAUUUAUGCACAGCCAGGGGAGUACACCCUAUUGUUCACGGCUUCCAGCCGCUAUGAGAACAAGACAUGCAAGGUCGAUGUAUACGUCUUUAGCGUUCUGACAAGUGUGCGAAUCGAGAUUGUCCCGCCCCUGCUACGUGCUGAAAAACCAGCUGACUUUGAGGCCCACCCCCUACCGUCUCCCUACGGCAUCAUCUACACCUGGAACUUUGGUGACAAUUCAAGUGUACAGCAUGGGCGUGAACGUAGGGUUCCUCACGCGUACGCUCACAGCGGUGUCUACAAUAUCUGCGUGAAUGUCAACAACACCAUUAGCUGGACAGACACCUGCAUGGAAGUUAUCGUCUAUGAGGAUGUUAAGGGCUUGGAGGUGAUAUCAUCUGCUCCCACGGAAUGCAACACUCCUACCGUUGUCACGGCAAGUCUGGAAGCAGGCAACAAUGUAACUUGGAGCUUUGACAUGGGUGAUGGAAUGGUGCACACGGUUAUGGAACCCAAAGUUGAAUAUACGUACAGGAAAGAUGGAAACUACACUGUAAAUGUCAACGCAAAGAAUGCUGUGAGCUCUAAAUGGGUAACCAUACCUGUUGAGGUGUUUGUGCUACAAGUGUUAUCACUAGAACCUCCCGGGUGCAUUCGGGAAAACAAAGAGGUACUCUUCCAUGCAUUUGUGUCAGGGAACGCUUCAGGACAUCAGUACGUGUGGAGUUUUGGAGAUGGAAGCCCCAACGAAACUCAGUAUGGAACGCCGAUGAUAACGCACACAUACGUUAAGAGUGGCGAGUACAAUCUCUCGCUACUUAUGUCAAGUGAAGCCAACAAGGCAAAUUUUUUCAGAAGGGUCUGCGUCCAACGUGAACUCACAACAGUGUCUUUGAUUCCUCUGAGAACACACAUCAAGUUCGGUGAGGAGAGCAGAUUUACAGUAGCUGCCUUCCCAGAAUUUAACUACACCUACCUAUGGGAUUUUGGGGUACUUGACUCGAGAGGUCCUGUUCGAGGUGGUAAGGAGAUGGCCUUUACAUUCAAGAGUCCUGGGGAAUAUCUGGUUACAGUUACUGCACUCAACAACAUCUCCUGUAUCAAUGACACUGUUUUAGUUGUGGUGCAACAAUCUGUCAGUUUUUUGCUGAUCAGCCAUAAUGGAGAUAAAGAGAACAAUCUUUCUUUACACCAAGGCUAUGCUUUCAAGGCAUCUUCAGACUCUGAGAAUGCUGUCUACAUCUGGAAUUUUGGAGAUAGGACUCGACUUAAUGGGACAAACGUAUCACACGCUUACAAUUCCUCGGGCAAGUUUAACAUCAGUGUUACAGGCAAGAAUGAAGUGAGUGAGACCAAAAAUGAGAUUUCCGUUGUGGUCUUGGCCCCAAUCACAGGACUGUCAGUAAAUGCUAGCCUUGUUAAUGUCCCUUUGAACACUUCCGUUCACUUUGAGGCACACCUCAACCAAGGAGAUGGUGUAAGGUACUCUUGGAUUCUUUGUGACCGGUGCACGUCUAUCCAAGGCACUCACACCAUGUUCUACACGUUUCGCUCCGUUGGGACUUUCAAUGUCAUCGUUACUGCAGAGAAUGACAUUGGCACUGUUCAGUCAAGCAUUUCCAUCUUUGUGCAGCGUGAGUUGGAGGGCUUGCAGAUAGUGGCUGAUGAGCUUAUUGAAGGAUGCUGUUUUGCAAGCAACCGUGUCCUUCACUUACAAGCCUCAUUAAAAGAGGGCACCAAUAUGACCUUCAGCUGGAACCUUCUGAGGGAACAUGAAAACCAUGACUACAACCUCACGGGCAAGACCAUAGACCUCAACUUUUCCACCCCUGGUCCUUGUGAUGUCGUCCUCAAGGCAACCAACUUGCUUGGCCAGCUGGCUGUGAACAAAACUAUUGAGUUUUUGGAUCCUGUAAGGGAGCUGGUCCUUAAGAUUUCAUCAAACCCUGCUGCAGUAAAUGCCAUGACAAAUAUGACCGUAUCUGCAAGUUUUGGAACAGCGCUUCAUUACAAAUGGUGGGCAGGUGGUGAACUGUUAACAUCUGAUAUGUCCUCAGUCAUGCACCGUUUCAGAAGCGCAGGUUUGAAACUGGUUAAAGUGGAGGUUUCCAACAAAGUCAGCUCGGAAGUGGUCUCAAAGUGGAUCAGCAUUCAAGAACCGAUCUCGGGAUUGACUUUCAUCGCCAGAAAUGUUACAGAGAACUUUGUAGCUUCAGGGGACAAUGUUACUCUGCGUGGAGAAACACAGAUGGGAUCCAGCAUUUCGUGGAUGUGGCUAUUGCCAGACAACACAAAAUCGAACCAGCGCACCACCUCCUACAUCUUCCCCAAACCAGGAAUUUUCACUGUCGCUUUGAACGCCACUAAUGACAUGAACAGAGAAACAUACUCACGUGAGUUUACCGUUCAAGACCGUAUCCAGGGUCUGGAGCUCAAGGCCAGCAAACAAAUUGCUGCGGCUGGUGAAAACGUUGAGUUUACCAUCUCUGUCUCAUCUGGAACUUCUGUUCAUUUCAUCCUGAGCAUUAGUGGUGAUGCAACUGUUGUUCUGACUAAUCAAACCUACAUCCACCAGUUCACUAGUGUGGCCAAGUACUACGUCAACCUUACUGCCUUCAACCAAGUGAGUUCAGAACGAAGGACUCUGCACAUUGAAGUCAUGGAGCCUGUGACCAAGUUGACUAUACUGGACUGCUGUGAUGCCGCUAUACCUGUCGGUGUACCUAGGGCUUAUGUAGCGUGCACGCCGACACGUGAUCCGCUGACCAUUCUGUGGACCUUUGACCUUCAUCAUGGUCUCAAGAUCUCUCGGGUUGGCAAGUCGGUGACAUAUGCGCCAGAACAGCCAGGCAAUCUGACCAUAUUCCUUAGAGCAUUCAAUUCUUUAAACGGAUUAAAUGUGACCAAGGUUAUACGAGUUCAGAACAUUAUCAGGUCAGCCACCUUGGAUGCUCAACCAAGCGACACCUUCAUAAACAAGACAGUCAGCUUCCAUGUGGGAAUCACUCCUGUUUCAACUCCAGCGACAUAUCAGUGGGACUUUGGGGAUGGUACUUCUGCAGCUGUCACAACUACACCUUCUCUUAGUCAUAUCUACAUCCUUCCUGGUCACUAUGUGGUGCGAGUUAAUGUCAGUAACCUGGUGAGCUGGGUUACAGCAGAGGUUAAUGUCAACAUCUCUGUCCUAAAGUGCGACGAACCAGAAGUUCAGAUCAUUCAAGCUCCACGACUCGCCAUCUGGCGUUACCAGCCAACCUUGGUAGAGGCCAAUGUGAAUUUAAAAGGUUGUGGCCUCUAUGGAGUAGAGUACCUCUGGGAGAUCCUCACCUCCCCUCGCUGUCAGGAUGAUGACAAGAAAGGUCCACCACCGUCUAAGGUCCGUCUCCCCCCAGAAGUCAACGUCCGGAGGCUCCAAAUUUCAGUGCCCAAGAUGUCGAUUUCUGCUGGGAACUACACUCUAGUUUUUUCUCUGUCCUAUGAGGGGGUGCCACUACGGAAGGCAGCAUGUAUUCAACUUUCAGUCAUGUCCAAAAAGCUAGUGCCAAUCAUUGAGGGUGGCACAUACCGUGUGUGGUCCAAAACUCAAGAUUUGCAUUUGAGCGCAGAGCAAUCCUACGACCCAAACCUGGACCCAGAGAACCAGUCCCUGCUCAACUACCACUGGGAAUGUGUGAGCACCUCAAAGGGCCCAGCUCACUGCUCCACUUUGCAUUUCGGGUUGGGUCCGAGCGACCCGGUUCUGGGAAUCUCUGGUUCUGAACUGGAGGUAGAUGUUGAGUAUACCUUUCGACUGACCGUCAGCAAAGAAGGCAUGACCCCAGAGUCCACAAACCAAACGUCUCGCUACGAGAUCAGUCAGAGCUCUUAUGUGUACCUGGCUGGCACCUGCAAUAACUGUCACAGCUCACUCAGAGGGCGGUGGACGGCGAUGACCGGAGGGAACGAGACGCUGGUGCUGGAUCUGAACACCACCACCACGGGCAGCGACAGCAUGAACCUGGUCCUGCGACAGGGUAUACUCCGCGAUGGAAACUCCUACAUAUUCAGCCUCCACGUGACCGAUGACAGCAUGGACCGUGAGGGCGUGGCCUACAUCGAGCUCCACCCCAACCUGCCUCCAGCCGGCGGGACGUGUUCUCUGUGGGCAGAUGGCGACGGGCCUCAGGUGCGCACGCUGCUGGAGAGAGUGCACUUCAACUGCUCAGGUUACACUGAUAUGGACGAGGCCGAGUCUCCGCUGGUGUAUAGUCUGCUGGCGGUGCGCUGCUCCGGGCUGUACUGCGAGGAGUUCUGUGUGUAUAAAGGCACGAGUCCAGAACAUUCGGCCUUCCUGCCACCCGGCUUCAGCUCGGCCCAGUACCAGGUGACUGCGAUUGUCAUGGUGGAGGACCACCAGGGGGCCACAGUCAUGGCCCGCAACAAGUCGAUGGAGGUGGUGCUGCCGGCGGUUCCUGACGGAUUCAGCUGUCUCCCUCACUGGCUCAGCAAUCUGACCGACUCCACCCUCAGAGAGCUGCUCCGUCAGGGAGAUUCACAGAGAGUACGGGAGCUCUCGCUCGCCCUCAUCACAAUCCUCAAUGAGUAUGAGCAGGGUGUUUCCCGCAGACGAGAGCGUGUGUCUAAGGCAGAGCGUCAGUACCGUGUGAGCGUCAGAGGAAACAUCACCAGAGCGCUGACGUCACUGGACCUCACCACCGUCAGUGACAUCCAGCAGACAUCAGCAGCGCUCGCGCAGUGCACGGCUGUGAGUCGAGAGUUUGUGUGUGAAGAGUGUCAGAACAGCACUCUGGACAAACUAGAGUCGAUGUUAGAGAUCCUGCAGACAGACACCAAACAGGGCACAGUCACCCCGACCGAGAUAGCAGACAACAUCCUUAAUAUCAUGGGUGACCUGAUCCACCAGGUGAGCCAGGCUGCCUCCUCUCCUCCUCCGGAGGCCGAGGACCGCGACGGCCUCUCCCAGCCGCCUCCGCUUCUCUUAGAGGAGCAGCAGCAUCACCCGCUGCGGGUGGCCGCUAAAGCCUACACCCUGUCCUCCGUCCUCAUGCGAAUCCUCAUGCUGGGCCGUGUCCUGAACGAGGAGCCACUGAUCCUCCGCGGGGCAGAGAUCGCCGCCGCCGGCAAACGCGCCGACCCUCAGAGCCUGCUCUGCUAUGGCGAGAGCGACGCGGCCGAGUGCCGGCGUUUCUCCAUCCCGCGAGCCUUCAACAGCAGUCUGGGACGGGCAGCAGGGGGCACUCUGGCGCCCAGUAGCGAGGACGGCAUCGUACAGCUGCUGUUCCAAGUGGAGCCCAAUCCGUUUCCGUUCAACUACGUCGCCAAUUACACCGUGUCGACAGAGGUGGCGUCCAUGGAGUUUCGCACGGUGAACGGCACGCAGAUUCCCAUCUCGGAUCUGGACGACAGCCAUGCCAUAACGGUUGCUGUUAAUAACGGGAGCGUGGCUGGGCUGGACGGGAACGGAUUGGAGGCCGUGUUGCCGCCAGCGGGAGCUGAGAAUAUCAGCCGCUGCGGUUCAAUCAUCGUGAGGGUGAGCACGAGGAACACCAACAGACAGGCGGGAAUCUACGUCCAGCUCAACUUCACCGUACUAGACGAUUCUCCAGAGAAGCGGGAAUUGGAUCCAUUCAUCACAGCCUAUCUGCACACCUCCGAAUGGCCCAAUGAAUACAACAGCACUGACAGGAAACGCAUCACGCUCAAUAUGACGCGGGGGCGGGACCUGGACCACCGACUCUACACUUUCUUCCUGUCUCCAAAGUCCUAUGACACCACGCGUGAUCACUUCAUAAACGUGACCGUGGGCUGCGGCGCCGGCGAUCCGGAUCUGAUCCGGUUCGAGGUGGCCGUCUUCACCUCGCUGUGUCAGUAUUUCAGCGAAAGUGCCAAUCAGUGGCGGACAGAUGGCAUGGAUCCGCUUCCCGAGACCAGCGUGGGCCGAGCCGUGUGUCGCACGCAUCAUCUGACCGCUUUCGCCGCCAGCCUGUUUGUUCCCGCCGACGCCGUCUCCUUCAUCAUUCCUGAGCGUUCGGUGACUCGUAGUCUGGUGGUGGUGCUGGUGUGUGUGAUCGGACUGCUGUGUUACGCUGUGGCCGGUGCUAUAAUGCGCAAGCUGGAUCAGAUGGACCUGAGACGGGCCUCUGUGGUGCCGCUGUGUGGGAAGGACGGGCUGUACAAGUACGAGAUCCAGGUCAAGACCGGCUGGGCUUACGGAGCAGGAACCACGGCUCACGUCGGCAUCAGUCUUCAUGGCAGUGAGAGCCGCAGUGGACACAGACACCUGGACAGCGUCGGCGCUUUCGCUCGAAACAGCCUGGACAUCUUCCACAUGGCCUCCGACAGCAGCCUGGGCAGCGUGCUGAAGAUCCGCGUGUGGCACGACAACAAAGGUCUGUCUCCUGCAUGGCUGCUCCAGUACGUCCUGGUGAAGGACCUGCAGUCGGCCAGCACUUAUUUCUUCCUGGUUGAGGAGUGGCUCUCGGUCGACAAUGAGAAAACAGACGGCAGAGUCGAGAUAGAGGUGGAAGCCUCAGAGGAGGCGGAGCUGCGCGAGCGGCCGCGGCUGCUGUCCUGGGAGCUGCAGAGGGCCGUGUGUGAGAGUCACGUCUGGUUUUCUCUGUGGGAGCGUCCUCCACGGAGCCCCUUCACGCGGCUGCAGCGGCUCACCUGCUGCGCUCUGCUCAUGCAGCUCUGCAUGCUGGCCAACGCCGUGUGGUACGGCACCGUCUCCUACGGCAACAGCUCUAUGCCGGUGUCUGCUCUGGUCUCGGUGAAUGCGGAGACGCUGUGGGCGGGGCUUGUGAGCUGUCUGCUGGUCUAUCCUGUCUACCUGCUCGUCUUCUGUCUGUUCAGACUCAGCCGCAGUAAGGUCUCUGUGGAGCAGCUUCCUCCUCAGGUGGACCAGGAGUCUCUGGAGAUCGAUGACUUCCUGGAUAACUCACUGACAGGAAGCUCUUUUCUGAUGCUGAAUGGCAUUCCUGGAGAGACAUACUCAGAGGAGACCAACAUUGACCUGCCCACGCCGUCCACUAAGAGUCUUCAGAGGUGGAGCAUUCCUGACUGUGAUUGGCCGGAUGUGUUGACCGACCCGUCUGUGGAGAUGGGGCCGGUGUUCCCGCCUCGGCUCAAGAGAGGUCAGGGCAGCAGACAUCUGGGUGUGGACAUUCCCUUCAGUCCCGACGAGGUGGACACGGUCUAUGACAACAGCCACAGGAACAAAUACUUCUCAUCCUCAGAUGAGGAUCUAAUCAAGCGCAUUCUGGCCGAUGGACAGCUGCUGUCUCAGACGGACAGUGACAUGGGCGAUCUCUCCAGUAUAUUCGGUGAUAAGACGGAGGUGAUUCUACUUCAAAAGAUGAAUGAACCUGUUCCGUGUGGAACAUUUAGACGAGACCCUCCCAAAACUGCCUUUACUUCACGCACAGGUACACACACACACUGGGUGGGGCUUGUCCUGUCCAGCAGCCUAUCAAUGUGGCUGGGGCGGAGCUUCAGCGAGGGCGUGGCUCUGAUGUGGCUCAUCUCCUGCAUUGCCAGUUUCCUGUCGUCAUUCCUCCUCCUCGAACCUCUGAAGGUACAUACACGCACAACAGCAGAUGGAAAAAAUACGUGGAUGACCACCAUGCUGAAGGGUUUCCUGCUCUACAUGCUGUUCCUGCUGGUGGUUUUACUGCUCAACUACUCAGACUCGUCCAAAGACGCCCAUCGCCUACGACUUCACACUCAACUACAGGAGCACUUCCUCACAGAACACUUCUACAACAUCAGCAGUCGUGAAGAUGUGUGGGCAUGGCUCUCAGACUCCGUGUUACCACGGUUACUGGAUGGACCUGACCUAAUGGAGAAGACGGGCAGCCUUCUGAUAAGUCGACCCCGCCUCCGACAGCUGAGAGCUCAGCCAGAAUGCCCCGGCAUUGGCUAUUUCCCAGCAGCCUCGUGGUUUGGGUGUGUCCCGGCCGGAUGGGCGGAGUCAGCCUCAGAAUUGGUGCAGAACUGGAGUAUCAGUACAGCUCAGAGCAGCGGUGUGUGGCACUGGGGUCAGGUGUCUGUCUACAGCAGCGCUGGAUUCGUGCAGGAUCUCAGCAGGACCAUGCAGGACUCCAGAGCUGUGAUCAAACAACUCAACACACACCAGUGGCUCGACCCGCUGACCAGGGCUCUAUUCGUGGAGUUUCCCCUCUAUAACAUCAACACCGAUCUGUUGGCCGUCUUCACGUUCCUGCUGGAGUUUCCUGUAUCUGAGCAUGCUCAGUUGAGUCUGGACCUCAAAACCUGCAGCCUCCACACGCUCAGUCACGGCAUGGACCUGCCGCUGUUCCUCACGCUCCUCCUGCUGGUCUUCGUGAUCUAUUUUGCUGUACGUGAGAGCGCGGUUGCUUGGAAACAGGGGCGUGGCUACUUCCUGCGUUUGUGGAAUGUAGCAAGUGUUUGCAGUCUGCUGUUGGCGAUUUGUGUCGCCUCGCUACACCUGAGCCGCUCUGUACUCUCCGCCCACCAAUGGGGGUCAUUUCUACAAAAACGGGACACUUUUACGGAUUUCUUUCCUCUGGCUCAGCAGAACCAGGUUCUGACCCAACUCAGCGCGACUCUGCUCCUCCUACUGGUUCUCAAGGCAUCACACCAGCUGCGUUUCAUGAGAGAAUGGGGGGUUUUCGGGAGAACGCUAAGGAGAUCUUUCUGGGAGCUGCUGACAGUUGCAGUCACUCUACUCGUGUUCCUGUUGGCAUACUCACACACCGGACACCUGCUUUUCCACUCUGUCAUGGAGGGCCACGGAACUGUUAGCUCUACUUGCUUGAAGUUACUAGGCUCUAAUGGGCGUGGACUGUUGUCAUGGCGACCGGACAGUGGCUCCUCUCCAUGUUCUGCUUCCUGUUUCAUCUUCUACAUUAGCUUCACUCUCCUCCGACUAGUUUUGCUGUGGCUUUUGAUCUCGCCGUUGCUAAGGAACUAUCGUCGGGCAAGGGCGGAACUGUACCGUCCAGCCGUUGACCUGCAGGACUAUGAAAUGGUGGAGUUGUUCCUGCGACGCCUCAAAAUGUGGAUGGGGCUCAGCCGUGCUAAAGAGUUCCGGCACAAGGUGCGGUUUGAGGGUAUGGAGCUCCCUCCUUCACGUUCCUCUUCAACUAGUGACUGCAAGUCCUUGUGUCUUCCUCCUCUGGACACUCCUGUGGCUCCCCCAACUCCCGACAGCAUUGACGGAGGAUCUGAGGCCUCCUGGCGUCCCACAUCCAGCAGCCCUUGCAGUUUGGCUGAAGCCCCAGGUCUAGGACUUGGCCUCACUUUAGGUCUUGGGGUGAUAGUUGGAGGCCAAGGCUGGAAAGAGAGAGCUGAGAUGGAGGCAACACUCCGCAGAAUCCUCCCAGCAUUCGAUGCUUUGCUUCUGCAGCUGGACCGGGUAACCCACGCCACAGAGGAACUGUAUCGAACAGAGUGCCACCUAGAGAGACUGCUGAGGAAGAGUAGAGGACGGGGCAGAGGGGUACGCCGCCACAGAAGUCUGGAGUCUGCAGGACAGAAGAGACAUAGAUACAAGGGGACAGACAGGAGUACACAAGUGGCACAAUCUCCCCUGAGAACUGUAAUAAGUGCACCUGCAUCUGAGAGAAAUCCUCACAAGAGAGAUCGAAGGUCAAGGAAAUCAGAGAAGUUCUCACAAAUCACAAGUGCUCUUACCACAAGCCUCAAUAAGAUGGACUUGAGUCCCCACAGGACCAAUAGUCUCCAAAAGACUCAAGAAACCCCUAGUACCGAGGUGGUAGAUGUUGACAAGACUGAGAAAGGCCCUCGCAAGGCGGACUCGGGUCCCCUCAAAGCAAGUCCACCUGAGGGGGACAGUAGUCAACCUAGAGGCCAAAAGGCUGACAAGGUUUCUCAUAAAGUAAAAGGAACCUCCAACAAGGUAGACCCAAAUUUCCAAAGGGAAUCUGAGGUUGCUGGCUGUGCCAACAAACCCAUCCCUACCCCUGUUCCCACUCCAGCAUCUGCUUCCUCAACUGCUCCUGUUUCUGCCAUAACUACCCCUGUACCGAUUCCUCGCUCCCAUGAGUGGAUUUCUCCCACCAACAGCGAGAACCUUCCCUCCAGCGUGUUCCGGCACCCUGCACACACUACUACGAAUCCCACCCGCAAACGCAAGCACAAACCUCCCCCACUUAAAAAUAAGGUGCACCCCAACCCAGACAGACCUAUCUCAGGACACCCCAAACCUUGAGACCCCAAGGUUCCACCAGUCAGUAGACAAGUACAGGCAAGGAUUUGGAAUUGAGUUGUAAGGCUUAGGAACUCGAGGAAUGUUGAAGCUCAAGGGUUACAGCAUUUCAUGAAGAAAGGAGGACCUGGUGACAGCAGGUUUUGUAACCAGGCCCUCAAGAAGAGCGAAAGCAAUAAAAGUUGCUUAAAACCAAAUAAUACACCAUAGCCUUAAGUUCCAACCCACAAGUCUUUUGAUUUGUAAUGCCUUACUAAAAGUCUCAAGAUGGAAACUGGGUGCAGGUCACCAUGGUUUCUACAAUCCUCAAGAAGUUCCAGUUGAUGCAAGUUGCCCUUUUCCUUCCCCACUUGCAGUGACCUCAAGUCCAACCUCUUGACCCUGGUGGUCAACUGGGUUGAAACCGACAAGAGCACACCUUGUGCUGUCGCAACAACAAAACAAACUCUUGAAAGAGACAAUGAAGGACUACAACAGCAAGCCUGUUGAUGCAGGAUGGCUAAAGCUUGAUGGUAUUUGUUGUACAAUGUUUUUAGUUAUGUUUGAUGAAAUGUUCUUUUUUGUGUUGUUAAAGGAAGCUAUCUUAAGGUCAUCGGUAUAUGUAUCGCCCAUUUAUGCAGAAUAGGCACAGCUUAUUCGAAAAGGGCUCACACUGACAAACUCGCACACAUACAGACAUAAAAACACCCUGAUUGCAGGUACAUAUUUGAUGAGAUUACAUAAAUAUAGAGCUAUGCUUCGAGGUACUUAUGCAUAAUUCAUGCUUCUUAAUAUAAUGGCAUGUUGCGAAAAAUAGACACAAAAACAUAUCAGAAAAUAUAAGAACUUUUACAAUUUACCCACUUACACUUAUACACUCACACUAACAUACUUCUGAAGAGGCCAUCAGGGUGCUAAACAACUAGUAAUCCUCAGGAUUUCAAAUAUAUUUCUCUGACAUAAUUGCUCACACAGAGCUCCAUUCAGAGGUUUCUCAGAGCGAAACGGACCAGAGGGCGAGUGAGAGAAGAUGAAAUUAGAAGGAAAACUGAGAGAAGGGAAAGCAUGUCAGAAAGUGUGAAUUUAAAGGGAGACCAAAAAUUUGGUAUAACGUAAUAGUAGGACAUGAAAUGUUAGAUGAAGUAAGGAAAAAGUUGAGGCAGAAUUAAGACAAAGGUACGUCCCUCAUUCAAGCACAACUCCCAGAAUUCUCUGUAUGGGGAUUUGUUAUUCCAGCAGGUAAAAGCGAUGUUCCAUAAAGCAUUAUUAUUGUUAAGUAGUUGUUAUUAAGUAGUUUGUUAAUGAAUGAAAAACCAGCUUAUGAUAAAUGGAAGUGUGUUUGUUGCUGCCUUCUAUGAUGUUUUGAAUUUAAUUUAAAAAGCACUUUGUAUUGAUGUUUUAAUAUGAAUGAUUGUGACGGCAUCGGUGUGAUUUAAUUUGAAUGUGUUAUGGAAAAUGUUUUGCAGAAAUAAUAAAAUAAGCUUGGUAUGAACAUAAGAGAUAGUUACAACAGCAUUACUCUCCGUAUAAUUUUGCCAAAGCUUGCAACUCAAGUAAGAAAUAAACUUGUUUCUUUUGAACUUAGCACUUUAUUGCACUGUCAAGCUUUAGUGCUUUGCCAUAUUUAAACUAGUAUGUACUAUUUCUUCACAUACAACUUUCCAGAACUAUUCUCUUUGAGUAUUAUACACAAGCUGCAUCGGGAUAUUAAUUACCAUUAAUUUUCAUGUAUUUGUUUCUACAAUGUGUUGAUUUUAUGUCUCUUGUGAAGUACUACAUUGGUAUUUACCGUGAUGAUGCUCAGGGUCCCUCUUUUUAAAAACCCAAACUAGGAUUUUUUGUUUUUUUGUUGUUUUCCGCUUUAAACAAUACAUGUAUUAAGGUCUCAUAUAUUGAAAUUAGAGUAGUUGAGAGUGAUUUGAUGAUUAGCUUAAGCACUCGAAAAUAUCCACUACAGGGAGUUUUGAUUCUGUCAAAGGUCACUUCCACUACAGUAACGUUCUUAUUCAGGCCAUUCCAGAUGAGGUUUAGAAAGGUCAUGUUUAUCUGUACAUAUUGGUGUGCCCUGAUGUAAAUAUUGUAUUCGAGUUUGAUUGCAUUGUUUUAAUCUCGUUUGCCUUAACCGCACUGAGUAGAAAUUUCAGUACACAAAAUGGAUCGCAGUAUGCACAAUCAUUUCACACAAAUGCUUUGGCCAAAGGAAAAAAUAAGACCCAAAAAAGGUAUGAAAGCAUUGCUAUUUCCAACAGAACUACACACAGCACAAGCAGUCAUUUUAAAAUAUAAUGGCUUUUUAGUAGUUCUUUGCAGGAAAGUAUUGCCGCUAAAAUAUUUCUUACUUUUUGUCAGAAAAAAAAAAAUCAUGUCUGCCAUUUCAAACCAGUCACAAGUGCCAAAACAUACUUGCAUGCAAUAUUGUAAAGUCUUAUUUUUUGGUAUUAAAUGCUGAAGGUGCAGUAAUGUGUUGAUUGCAGGUUUGACAUUUUGUGUUGAAUUGUGCUGUUGUACUUGUAACGUUGUAGCACUUCGCUUUACAUGCUUUUGCACUUGACAAAGUCAAAUAAAGAGUCUGACAGCU